Penicillium oxalicum is the source of this 2127-nucleotide messenger RNA. RefSeq names its product putative C2H2 transcription factor (Swi5) (gene ace2). The record is from RefSeq and is a predicted model, not a curated record. The transcript has 2 exons. The coding region runs from base 1 to 2127 and encodes 708 amino acids. Lineage: Eukaryota; Fungi; Ascomycota; Eurotiomycetes; Eurotiales; Aspergillaceae.
AUGAUUUCCACCAACUCGACAUCGCUGCGACCCGGUCACCACCGCCGUCAGCUCUCGAACCCAGCACACUUUGAGGCAGCCAUUGUGCCACUCCCCAUGUCCAGAAUGACCGCCCGACGCACGCAUCGUCGCGGACAGACCGUGGAUUAUGGCUCGUAUGGUCAACAGAUGCCCACACCUGUUGACCGACGACAGGCACCGAAAACGGCGCCGGAGCUUCGAGACUACUUUAACGCAAAAUCAACAGGACUUCACCCUCAGACGAGAACGUCACAACAGUUCUCCGGCUACAUGUCGCGUCCAGAGCAAUCCUUCAUGUCUCGUGGACCUUCGAUGCAGCAUCCAAACUACCAGUAUCAAUCAUCUCCCAUGUGGUCUCAUGACGAAUUGCAAGAGUUCUACACAGAGUCUGCCGCGUCAAGUUCUCGUGCCACCACAGUUGCACCGGCUCUAUCCAGGUCCGCCAGCGACAGCUCCGAAAAUAAUGCGCCAGUCCCCAGCGCUCUCCAUCACAUGCGCCACGAGCGUAAUGUUGCAACGAUGCAGAGGGAACCGGCCAUGGGUCACCCUCGGAUGGCGCAGACGCUCUGUGUUCAACCAGAUGUUGUCUCGUCGAAGAUGAACCCAUACCUUUCUUACACUUCCCCUCUCACCCCCGAAUCUACCCCGAUGAAGGGAUCUUUUGAUUUUUCCAUGUAUAGCAACGAGUACACCCCCACGAAGUCCCAAAGUUUCUCGAUUCCCCGUACCCCAGUCAGCGCAGAAAUGCAAAGAGCCCAGUCAUUCCAAGGUGCAUCCUUGGGAAGCCCAGUCCAGUUGAAGCAUCGUAUCCCGUCUCCCGCCGACUCGCCCUCGAUCGAUUUUGCCGAGUUGGCCAGCAUGCACUCCCCCAUCCCAUCAGGUCUACCGGAAAACAGCGACAUCCGUUCCAUGGCGGGUCGUCAAGAUCGCGCCGAGUCGGUCGAGUCAUCGCUCAUGCCCUCCGGAUCGGAUAUGGAAGCCGAACCGAUCGACGACUUCGAUCUCGACGCCCGUGUCAAGGCAUCCGUCCGAGAGACGGGGGUCUCCAACGACGAGAUCAACAAGUAUAUCUCCGGUCCCGACCCCAAGGACGGCAAAUGGGUCUGUUUGUGGCACGACUGCGGCAACUGUCGCUUUGGCCGCAAGGAGAACAUUCGAUCACACGUCCAGACCCAUCUCGAUGACCGUCCGUACAAGUGCGACGUGUGCGAGAAGAAGUUUGUCCGCGGCCACGAUCUGAAGCGCCAUUUGAAGACCCAUACGGGUAAGAAGCCGUUCGCCUGUCGUUGCGGCGCUAGUUUCGCUCGUCAAGAUGCCCUCACUCGUCACCGCCAGCGCGAUAUGUGCGUGGGAGGAUACAAUGGCCACACUCUCAAGACGACUCGUCGUGGCCGCCCGCCCAAGAAGAACCGUCCUGAUCUGGAAUCUCGUCAAACCAAGUCGACCCGUACCCGUCAACGCAUGGCUCUCAAAUCCGAGAGCUUCACGCCCAUCAAGAUUGAAAGUGAAAUCGCUCAAGAGUCCCCCGUGUUUGUGUCGCCCAGCUAUGGAUCAUCCCACAGCAUUUCAUCGUUCACGCCGCCAACCUCCCCCGGUGCCAGUCGGAGUCGAGUCCCAUCGCCGUUGCCGUCCACGAGCGCAUUCCCUACCGAAUUCGACGAUGAUAUCCUCCCGCCUCUGCCGUCUCCGCAGAUGGCGCACCAGACCCGAUAUGCUGCGGCCAACGCCCCAUUCGUGUCGGGGGUGGCCGGUCUCGCGACGUCCCAGGAGUACUUUUACAACGAUCCGUCUCUUUCGUCUCCGCACGACAUGUCUUCGCCCCACAGCGGGCCCACGUUAUCUGAAUCCUCGAUGGGUUCGGAGAUGGAUUUCUUCAUGACGCAAGAUCCGACGGAGCAUGUCCAGGAGGAAUUUGGCAACAUCAUCUCCACGCAAGCGCUGUCCAGUUUUUCGAAUUCAUACCCCUUUGUCGACUCAUCGGAUUUCCCCACCGCGUCAUUCUACACGGAUAUGCCCGAGAAGACUUUCCCGGCUCUCCACUCUCUAGAUGACCCAUCCUUUGACCCAAUCGACUCGCUUUCGAACGAGUUCCUCGUGGACCCUUGA